Molecule: messenger RNA, 636 nt
Organism: Ilex paraguariensis (yerba mate)
Lineage: Eukaryota; Viridiplantae; Streptophyta; Magnoliopsida; Aquifoliales; Aquifoliaceae
Source: the annotation of a GenBank genome assembly
AUGAUUCGAAGCGUACCAUAUUGCCGCCCAAACCUUAUCAAGAUUUUGAUUCUUCUGACUCCGAUUAUAUUCGGAUUCUUCGCAACAACAGCCCUACAAAUCGAAACCAUGAAGGUUCAUCCCGUGUCGAUGAAGCGGAACAUCACAGUUCGAGACGACUUCGAUUCAUGGUCGCAAACCCUAACCCUAAUGGAAGGUAGCGCCCAGAAAAAGCUCAAAAGACUCCCUCACGUGUUCAACAAGGUUCUGGAACUCCCGUUCCGCUCCGACGCUGACGUAACGGUGGAGGAGACCUCGGAAUUCUUCCGAUUCGUUGCGGAGAUCGACGACGAAGACGCCGUCGGGGUCGGUGAUGAAGUCAGGGCACAUGCCGUGGAGAUUCACCCUGGGGUUACCAAAAUUGUCGUCAGGAGUGGUGGUGUUGGUGAUGGCGUCAUCGAGGAGUUGUUGGAUAACCUGAAGGUUGACACGUGGCGGUUUAGGCUGCCGGCGACAACGAGAACGGAGUUGGCGCAGGCGGUGUUUGUGGAUGGUGAGCUGAUUGUGACGGUGCCGAAAGGUGGAGAAGAGGAAGGUGGAAGCGAGGGUUGGGCAGCAUUGAGUCGCCUUCUUGUUGUACAGCAAUCCUGCUUUUGA